UUGAUGACCUAUUCAACGUCUCCUCCUCUACCCCAAACACACAGAACAGGAGAAAAACAUAAUGAAAUGUAUUACUAUGAUAAAUUACAGUCAAUUAUUCAAAACAACUAUCAUUGCAUGCUCACCAAUCAGUGAAUGCAGUGAGCCAAAGAUCUUGAAUUCCUCGAUACAGUUACUGUACUUUGGUACCCAUUCACGAAAGUCACUCAUUGGACGAACGGUGUUCGUUGCCUUUUCCGGUCUUCUCCCGGCAGCGGCAGUUACGUGCGUGCCAUCUUGUCCUACUGUUGCCGAAGAAACUCAGCUAGCCAGACAGAUCUACAAAGUAGGGUUUUGUGGGCCAUAAUCUGGUGCUAGGUUAUUGUAGAACAUAGUUUACCGCAACUAUUGACGGUUUCAAAACCCGCUUUAAUGGCGUUAUAGUCAGAAGCAUCGAUUGUGUAAGCUAGCUAGCGUUAGCAGAUAGCGGCAAAUUUCCCGCAUUUGUGGAUCGACAGCCUGGGAUCCUCGCAUUAUGGCCAACAACACUGUAGCCGGGAAUCAGCAACAAGGACAGGCUGUGAACAAGAUUGGCCCUAACCCUGGAAAACAUGGCAACAACUUGCCUCUCUGGGGCAACGAAAAGACUAUGAACUUGAACCCUAUGGUCCUCACCAACGUGCUCUCAUCUCCAUAUUUCAAGGUUCAGCUCUAUGAACUGAAAACCUACCAUGAGGUGGUGGAUGAAAUAUAUUUCAAGGUGACUCAUGUUGAGCCCUGGGAGAAAGGCAGCAGGAAGACUGCUGGACAGACUGGAAUGUGCGGAGGGGUACGUGGAGUCGGGACUGGCGGCAUUGUGUCCACGGCCUUCUGCCUGUUGUAUAAGCUGUUUACCCUCAAGAUGACCCGCAAGCAGGUGAUGGGACUGAUCACUCACAACGACUCGCCCUACAUCAGAGCACUUGGUUUCAUGUACAUAAGAUACACUCAGCCUCCUGCAGACCUGGUGGACUGGUAUGAUGGUUUCCUGGAUGAUGAGGAGGAGCUGGAUGUGAAGGCCGGAGGUGGCUGCGUUAUGACCAUCGGUGAGAUGGUCCGGUCGUUCCUCACCAAGCUGGAGUGGUUCUCCACACUCUUCCCACGCAUCCCGGUGCCUGUGCAGAAGAUGAUUGACACACAGAUGAAGGCAAGGCCCCGGAAGGUUCCAGAGAAGGUGGAGGAGCCGGUAGAACCUGUGCCAGAGGAGGGACGGGCGACAGAAGGGCGUAGACGCUCCCGGAGCCCCAGGAGGUCCCCCAAACGGUCGAGGAGCAGGAGCCACCACCGCGAACGAGAGCGCCACGGCCCAAGCUUCGACCGCGAGCUGGAAAGGGAACGUGACCGCCAGAGGAAGGAGAGGGAGGGUAAGGACGGGGACAGGAGAGGAGGGGACAGAGAGAGGGAAAGAGGAGAGAGGGGGGAGAAAGAGAGGGACAGGGGAGGAGAAAGGGAGAGGCGACGGUCCAGGAGCAGGGAACGCAAGGGAGAGCGGAAAGACAGGGAGAAAGAAAGGGAGGGCGGCGGGGAGAACGACAGGAGCAGGAGGAAAGACAGGGGCAGCGACAGAGGGAGGGAGAGGUCCAAGGACAAGAGGAGCAAGGGAGAGACUGAGGACAGGAGACACAAAGAAGAGCGGGAUGAGAGGAGGGGGCACAGGGAGGAGAGGAAGGCCAAGCGCUCCAGUCGGAGCGGAAGCAGGGAAAGGAGACACAAGGAGAAGUCCAAGAAGAGAGAAGUCCAAGAAGAGAGCGGAAGCAAGAGCAGGGCCGAGGUGGGGGAGAAGGAGAAGAGCAGGAAGAGAGAGCGCAGCCAUGAGAGGGGGGAGGGCGAGCAGCGCUCACACAAACGCAGCCGCAGCAAAGAGCGGAGCCACCGGCCACGAGAGCCCAGCAAUGGGAAAGACCAUGGGAAACACAGAGAGCGCAGGAGGAGCCAGAGCACGGAGAGAGGAGAGAGGACGACACAGAGUGCUAGGGCAGAGUCCCCGUAGCUCGUCACAGCUCUUCUCUGCCUUUCUUUCUUCAUUCAUUUGUUUUACUUGAUCGUGUAGUCUGUCACGUAUUAUUAAAAAGAGAAGAAAAAAACAUUAGCACGAGAAACUACCUGGACUUGUCUUUCGCCAACGUAAUGUUACUUUAUGUAGAUCUUUCUCUCUCUGCCUUUCUCCUCCCUUUCUAGACCAGCGUUACUUUUCAUUCGAGAGUUGUAUUAGAGAAAAAAAUGCCAUUUUAAUUUUUAUAUGGUUUUGUCUCUGGAAAGUUCCAAAUUGCUUUGUACAUACGGGUCUGAGAAUGUUUUAAAUCCUACAGAGCAACCUCCGAAGGUGAAUUUGUACCAUGCACUGAGCCGUACUGAUAUUGUGCUGUGUUUGGUUAAGUGCUCUGUUGCAUUUUGUUUUCUAAUAAAAACAACUUUUACAAAAGGA
Messenger RNA from Salmo salar (Atlantic salmon), 2443 nucleotides. RefSeq lists its product as uncharacterized. The record is from RefSeq and is a predicted model, not a curated record. Lineage: Eukaryota; Metazoa; Chordata; Actinopteri; Salmoniformes; Salmonidae.